Molecule: messenger RNA, 3861 nt
Organism: Anopheles maculipalpis
Lineage: Eukaryota; Metazoa; Arthropoda; Insecta; Diptera; Culicidae
Product: xanthine dehydrogenase/oxidase-like
Exons: 6
Coding region: 67-3861 (1264 amino acids)
Molecular function (GO): FAD binding; oxidoreductase activity; iron ion binding
Source: RefSeq, a predicted model, not a curated record
GUGAUUUUUUGCGCAGUGUUGUGAAAUUAUAUAAAAGCAGGAAAGAUAUUUCAAACUUGCACUAUCAUGGAGGUUAUUUUCUCUAUCAAUGCGAAACCUUAUCAAGUUAACUCGAAGAGUGUACCGGUCGAUACCUCGUUGAACACCUUCAUCCGGAACCAUGCUCACCUGACUGGUACCAAGUUCAUGUGCCUCGAGGGAGGAUGUGGCGCUUGUGUGGUCAACCUGAGCGGAGUCCAUCCAGUGUCAGGAGAGCCCUUCUCUUAUGCUGUUAACUCGUGCCUGUUUCCUGUGCUCGCUUGCCAUGGAAUGGACAUCACCACCGUCGAGGGUAUCGGUGGUAAGCAGCGCGGUUAUCACGCCACCCAAAAGCUGCUGGCUCACUUCAACGGUACCCAGUGUGGAUACUGCUCGCCCGGUAUGGUCAUGAACAUGUACAGCCUUCUGGAGACGAAGAAGGGCAAGGUCACCAUGGAGGAGAUCGAGAACUCGUUCGGUGGUAACAUUUGCCGCUGUACCGGUUACCGUCCCAUCCUGGACGCUUUCAAGGCUCUGGCUGUCGAUGCUGAUCCUAAGAUCAAGGAGAAGUGUCAAGAUAUCGAGGACCUUACAAAGAUUUGUCCCAAAACCGGUUCGGCUUGCGCUGGCAAGUGUUCUGCUGCUGCUAAAAUUAAUCCCAACAAGGGACUGCACCUGAGCUUCGACGAGCAGAAGGAAUGGCACAAGGUGUAUAACGUAAGCGACAUUUUCGCCAUCUUCGAGAGCAUUGGGGACAAGCCUUACACGCUCAUCGGAGGUAAUACCGCCCAUGGUGUAUACCGUCGAAGUGAUGCAAUAAAAGUCUUUAUCGACAUCAAUGCUGUCCAAGAGCUUCGAGCUAGCUCGGUAGGAAGCUCCUUAACUGUCGGAGCUGGAACCUCCUUGACCGAGCUAAUGGAUCUGCUGACUUUUGCUGCCAAGCAAAACAAAAGCUUCUCCUAUUUUGAACAUCUGAUUCGCCAUAUCGACUUGAUUGCCAACGUUCCUGUGCGUAACACUGGAACGAUCGCUGGUAAUCUUAGCAUCAAAAACCAACAUCCUGAGUUCCCCUCCGAUCUUUAUCUUAUCUUGGAAGCUGCUGAUGCGAAGUUGACCAUCUUGGAGGCCCAAGGAAAAACGUCUACCGUUCGUCCUUCCGAGUAUGUCACUCUGGACAUGAAGAAAAAGCUGCUGCUUAAAGUGAUACUGCCUCCGCUGGAUCCAUCCAUCUAUGUCUACCGUUCUUUCAAGAUCAUGCCCCGUGCGCAGAAUGCUCACGCAUACGUAAACGGUGCAUUCCUGAUCAAGCUGGAUGGAUCGAAUAUAGUGUCGAGCAACAUUUGCUUCGGUGGAAUCGAUCCUCACUUUACGCAUGCGAUCAAAACGGAAGAGUACCUCAGUGGUAAGAACCUGCUUACCAAUGAAACCAUUCAAGGAGCCCUGAAGAUUCUGGCAACGGAACUGAACCCCGACUGGGUGCUUCCUGAUGCUGCGCCAGAAUACCGGAAAAAUCUAGCCCUUUCAUUAUUCUACAAGUUCGUGCUGAACAUUGCACCGGAACUGAAGGCUUCCGUUAAAAGCGAAUUCAAAUCGGGCGGUACAGUUCUCGAUCGCCCACUCUCGUCUGGAACACAAUCGUUCGAUACCAUCAAGGAGAAUUGGCCCUUGACGAAGAACAUUCCUAAGAUUGAAGGUUUGCUGCAAACUUCGGGCGAGGCAAAGUAUGCAAACGAUUUACCAGUAUUCCCGAACGAGCUGUAUGCCGCAUUUGUCCUGGGAACGGAAUCGCAGACGAAGAUUACGAACAUUGAUGCCUCGGAAGCACUGAAACUGCCCGGCGUUGUUGCCUUCUACUCGGCGAAGGAUAUACCUGGGGCAAACAAUUUCAUGUACUUCAAAGGAUUCAUGGGCCCACAUGAUGAGGAAAUUUUCUGCAGUGAGAAAGUGAUCUAUCACGGACAACCGGUUGGUCUUGUCGUUGCCGACACUUUCAAUCUGGCCAAUCGUGCUAGCAAGCUGGUGAAGGUGCAGUACGAUAAAACAUCCUCCAAGCGAUAUCCUACCGUUAAGGAUGUGCUCCGUGCCAAGGCAACCGAUCGGCUGAAUGACAUGCCGUACAGUACAUUGGGCGAAGAGUUUGAAGCUGCACCCAAUGGUGCGAUCAAGGUAAAGGGAUGCUUUGAAAUCGGGGGUCAGUAUCACUACACGAUGGAGACGCAAACGGCCGUUUGCAUUCCGAUCGAGGACGGUAUGGACGUAUACUCGGCGACGCAGUGGAUCGAUUUUACGCAAAUCGCCAUUUCGAAGAUGCUGAACGUGCCAGAGAACAGCCUUAAUCUGUAUGUACGCCGUUUGGGCGGAGGUUAUGGAAGCAAGGGUACCAGGGCUACCCUGAUAGCUUGUGCAGCGGCCCUAGCUGCCCACAAGACCCAGCGACCCGUGCGUUUGGUUAUGACGCUCGAGGCUAACAUGGAAGCCAUUGGCAAGCGUUACGGCGUCAUCUCCAACUACGAGGUGGAUGUGGAGAAGGAUGGCAAAAUUACGAAGCUAUACAACGAGUACGUUCACGACUUUGGUUCGUGUCUGAACGAGUCGAUGGGUCACUGUGCAGAGUUCUUCCGAAACUGCUACGACAACAAAGCUUGGAAGACGGUUGCAAAGGGUGCCGUUACGGACUCUGCCAGUAACACCUGGUGUCGUGCACCGGGCACAACGGAAGGCAUUGCCAUGGUGGAAACCAUCAUGGAACAUGUCGCGCAUGCAACGGGGCUAGAUCCGCUUGACGUGCGUAUGGCAAACAUGCCCAAGGAUUUGAAGAUGCACGAGCUUAUGCCACAGUUCCGGGCCGAUGUCGAGUACGAUUUGCGCAAGAAGGAGAUUGAACAGUUCAAUCGCGAGAACCGUUGGAAAAAGCGGGGCCUAGCGAUCACACCGAUGCGCUACCCGUUGGGUUACUUCGGUACGAUCCAUGCGCUGGUGUCGAUCUACCAUACGGACGGUACCGUGGUCAUCACGCACGGUGGCAUCGAAAUGGGCCAGGGCAUGAAUACCAAGGUCGCACAGGUCGCGGCCUAUGUUCUAGGAAUUCCGAUGGAAAAGAUUAGCAUCAAACCGUCGGCCAAUAUGACGUCACCGAACGCUAUCUGUACCGGUGGCAGUAUGACCAGCGAGACUGUCUCUUUUGCGGUUAAGAAAGCGUGUGAGAUUCUGCUGGAACGCAUGAAACCGAUCCGUGACGAGAUGAAGGACGCUUCUUGGGAAACCAUCGUGGAGAAUAGCUACUACAAGAACGUGGACCUUUGUGCGACUUACAUGUACAAGGCGUCCGAUCUGGAAGCCUAUAUCAUCUGGGGUUUGACCUGCACUGAGGUGGAGAUCGACGUGCUGACCGGCAACGUGCAGCUACGUCGUGUCGAUAUUCUGGAGGAUACUGGUGAAAGCUUGAGCCCCGGUAUCGAUAUUGGCCAGGUCGAGGGGGCAUUUAUUAUGGGCGUUGGCUAUUACCUGACCGAGGCACUGAUUUAUGAUCCGCAAACCGGUGCACUGCUAACCAACCGUACCUGGACGUACAAACCGCCAGGUGCGAAGGAUAUUCCGGUUGAUUUCCGGGUGCGCUUCCUGCAGAAGAGCUCUAACGCAACGGGCGUGCUACGUUCGAAGGCAACUGGUGAGCCGGCCAUGAAUAUGACCGUUUCUGUGCUUUGUGCGCUUCGUAAUGCCGUGUUGGCAGCACGUACCGAUGCAGGAUUGUCGAACGAAUGGGUUCAGCUGGGUGCACCAUCCACGCCAGAUCAGGUGUAUCUGAUGGCGGGUAACUCUGUAGAGCAGUAUCUGUUGAAUUAG